Nymphaea colorata (pocket water lily) is the source of this 1574-nucleotide messenger RNA. RefSeq names its product RHOMBOID-like protein 2. The transcript has 5 exons. Lineage: Eukaryota; Viridiplantae; Streptophyta; Magnoliopsida; Nymphaeales; Nymphaeaceae. Gene Ontology annotation, molecular function: serine-type endopeptidase activity. Gene Ontology annotation, biological process: proteolysis. The record is from RefSeq and is a predicted model, not a curated record. Bases 318 to 1325 code for a protein of 335 amino acids. Gene Ontology annotation, cellular component: membrane.
CUCCCAGAAAUAAAUAUCUCGUCGUCAUCUACCUUAGAAGCCAAGAUUUCAGGGAGGGAGAGAGGGAGAUCGAGGUCCCCAUAGGCCAUAGUCAUAAAUGGGCCUCCUUUUACAGACGGUGGGCUCCUUGUCUCUGUAAUUUCGCAGAAGAGAGAGGGAGAGGGUAAUAUCAUUAGUGCUGACACAGAGAGAGAGAGAGAGAGAGAGAGAGAGACGGCUGUAUCAUUAGGCUUAUCAGUUCACCUACCUCUUCUAUCGCGAGAGACAGAGAGAGAGAUACCGACAUACCAACGCCCGUUGCCUCCGGGAGAGAGAGAAUGAACGGGGACAUCGAGAACAGGGGAGGGAGGAUGCAGCAGCCGCAGCAGCCGCAGCAGCCGCCUCCCAAGGACGGGAGGAAUGGGUUCUUGGUUCCCUACGUGGCGGAAACAGAGUCGGAAAGUGAAUGGACGUCGUGGCUUGUCCCGAUGUUUGUGGUGGCCAACGUCGCCAUGUUCAUUGUCGUCAUGUUCGUUAACGACUGCCCCAAGAGGCGCCACCCCACCGGCGGCAGCUGCGUCGCCAGCUUCCUCGGCCGCUUCUCCUUCGAGCCGAUUAGGGAGAAUCCCCUGUUCGGCCCCUCAUCUCUCACGUUGCUGAAGCUAGGGGCUCUUGAGUGGAACAGAGUGGUCCAUCAGCAUCAGGGAUGGAGGCUUAUUAGCUCUAUAUGGCUGCAUGCUGGUGUUAUCCAUCUUCUUGCAAAUAUGUUGAGCCUGCUUUUCAUUGGUAUCCGCCUUGAGCAACAAUUUGGAUUCAUAAGGAUAGGGAUCAUCUAUCUAUUGUCCGGCUUUGGAGGCAGCAUCUUGUCCCUCCUCUUCAUUCAAAAUAAUAUUUCUGUGGGUGCCUCUGGUGCACUAUUUGGACUUCUUGGAGCCAUGCUUUCUGAGCUGAUUACAAACUGGACGAUCUAUUCCAACAAGGCUGCAGCUCUAUUUACGCUGAUGAUGAUAAUAGUUAUCAACUUAGCCAUUGGAAUACUGCCACAUGUUGACAAUUUUGCUCACAUUGGAGGCUUUCUUACUGGUUUCUUUAUUGGUUUCAUUUUGCUGAUGCGUCCCCAGUUUGGAUGGAUGGAGCAGCAUCUUCCUCCACUCUAUACUGGUCGAGUCAAGUCCAAAUAUACUCUAUAUCAGCGUAUAUUGUGGGGGGUUUCGGUGGUUCUUUUAAUAGUGGGCUUUGUGAUUGGUCUUGUGAUGCUCUUCCGGGGAAAAAAUGGGAAUGAUAGCUGCAGCUGGUGCCAUUAUCUAAGUUGUGUUUCAACAUCGAGGUGGACUUGUGGAAGUUGAACAAAGUGGUGAUCUGUAUCUGUAAAGGUUGGACAAAAUUUCUUUUUGAUUUUUUUGUGGGGGUACUCCGAUCUGAUAGAAUUGUGGGUUUGUUUUUAUAGUGUUUUUUUUUUCUCCCUUCUGUAUAGGUAUCCAUUUACAUCUUAUGUCAUAUCUUCCGUAGGUUUAUUCUGUGUAAUGUUUCUGUUGUAUAUCUUUCUAAUCCUCUCUCAGAUAUAUCCGGAAGAAUCUCUCUCUCUCUCUCUCUCU